UGGCUGCGGGCGUGCGCUUCCGGCCGGGGCGUCGACGUCGGCCGGCUGCGCAGGUUAGCGCUUCAGGGUCUUCGGCCGCUGCUGUACGCAUCGUGCACGCCCCGAGGCGCGGAGUGUCGUCUCUUCUCGCCGUAGGCCGUGACGACAUGAGCAGCAAAGAAGGAUCAGGAGGGUUCAGGAAAAGGAAGCAUGACAAUUUCCCACAUAACCAGAGAAGAGAAGGGAAGGAUGUUAAUUCCUCUUCACCUGUGAUGUUGGCCUUCAAAUCAUUUCAACAGGAACUUGAUGCAAGACAUGACAAAUACGAGAGACUUGUGAAACUUAGUCGGGAUAUAACUGUUGAAAGUAAAAGGACAAUUUUUCUCCUCCACAGGAUUACAAGUGCUCCUUAUAUGGACGAAAUACUGACUGAAGCAGAAAUUAAAUUGGAUGGUGUCAGACAAAAGAUAUUGCAGGUAGCCCAGGAGCUCUCAGGAGAAGACAUGCAUCAGUUCCACAGAGCCAUUACUACAGGACUGCAGGAAUAUGUGGAGGCUGUCUCUUUUCAACACUUCAUCAAAACACGAUCACUUAUCAGUAUGGAUGAAAUUAAUAAACAAUUGAUUUUUUCAACAGAAGACAAUGGGAAAGAAAAUAAGACUGCCUCUCACUGUUGUGGCAUCUCCCGUUGCGGAGCACAGGCUCCGGACGCGCAGGCUCAGUGGCCAUGGCUCACGGGCCCAGCCGCUCCGCGGCAUGUAGGAUCUUCCCGGACCAGGGCGCGAACCCGUGUCCCCUGCAUCAGCAGGCGGACUCUCAACCACUGCGCCACCAGGGAAGCCCUAUGCAUGUGUAUUUUAGACGGCAUAUCAAAGCACAUGAAGUCUGGGAUUUGCCUUAAAAUUCAAUGGUGUGGGAGGGAGGGAAGGAGAGAGGAAUGGGUGGAUAACUGAAGCAAAUAUGGCAAAACUUUACAGGGGCCCAUUACAGUAUAUUCUCACUUUGUGAACAUUUGACAUUUUUCAUAAUGUAGUAAAAGGUGUUUUCUUUAACCUAGGGCAAGAGAGAGGAGAGAAGAGAGAUUGAGAGAGAGCGAUUGAGAAUCCUGUUGAAUCUCUGAGGUAAAAAGUCAAGGGAAACCUUUCUGACAAAGAGAGAAGCCUGGCUGAAGCCAACUUUGUCACGAAUUAGCUCCCUGCUGCCAUCUAAGGGCACAGAUAGAGGUAUGGCUGUGUCUGUGUCACUACAUAGCCCACUUCCCUCCCCGCCCCCAUACACAUACACAAUUCCCACUGCUCUAAACCUGUGCUGUAAGAAUUCAAUUAAUUUACUUCCUUUGGUUAGGAUUUAAUAGUGGAAGGAAUAUUAAAGACCAUGUAGUCUGCCCUUUCCCUGGAGUAAAUGAAGAAAUCAAGUAAAACACAUGUAUUUUCCUGCGUAAGCAUCUUUUAAAAUCUCGUUUCAUUUACCCUCACCACAGUUUUGAAAGGUAAACGAUGGAGAUGUUUCUCUGUUUUUAGACAUGACAGUGAGACCUUGUAUGUGUGUAUGGCAGGGGCGGGGUGGGUGGGGGAUGAGUGGCUUUGCCACUUAGAAAAGUCUAGAUUGAAAUGACCUAUUUCCCUGAGUCUAGGCCUUUAGACGUCCAUCCCAGAACUCUUCUCCUGUUGUGCUUCCUAGAGCACUAGGACUAACAAGCGCUUAAAAGAGAAGCAAAAAAGUUAUUAUUGCUGAUAAGUGAGUAGGGAAACUUCUGAUGCUGUCUUAUUUUAAAAAUUUAAGGCCUGAAUUUUUAUUCUGAUAUCAUAAAUUCCAUUCAGUGGCUAUAAAACUGAGAAUGUUCAAGUUCAAAAUGCAGUAGUGAGGGCUUCCCUGGUGGCACAGUGGUUGAGAGUCUGCCUGCCUAUGCAGGGGACGUGGGUUCGUGCCCCGGUCCGGGAGGGUCCCACGUGCCGCGGAGCGGCUGGGCCUGUGAGCCAUGGCCGCUGGGCCUGCGCAUCUGGAGCCUGUGCUCCGCAACGGGAGAGGCCGCAACAGUGAGAGGCCCGUGUACCGUGAAAAAAAAAAAAAUGCAGUAGUGAAAUGGUCAAAGCUGGGUUCAGCAAUUAUGUUAUGCUCUGGAUAAAAAAAAUGAGAUUUUAUUUAUAAGACGUGCAUAGCUGGGUGCCUUAUAUACAGAAUUACAGAAAUAAUGUCAUAAUUCAAAAUACAUUUUCCCAAACCUACAAUACUCAUCUCUGACAUCUCUAAUACUACCUCUGCCAGUUCCCCUGACCCCCUGAAGGUUCUAAAGCUCAUGUCAAUUUCCCAAGUGCUUUUAGUGUUUUUCUGUCUUGUUUUUCCUAAUGCUCUUUCCUUUUCUUCGAAUGUCUUCUCUUUAAGUCUGAGCUUGGAUUCUGCCUCCUUCGUUUUCUAUGAAAUCUUCCUUAGUAGCCUGACGCAAGAACUCUCCCUGUUUCCUAGGGCCGCUCUAAGAAAGUAACACGAACCGUGAGAGGCUUCAGUGACGGAAAUUUGCGUCACAGUUCUGAGCGCAGGAUGGGCUCUUUCUGAGGCUAUGAGGAGGGCUCUGCUCCAGGCCCCUCCCCUAGUUUCUCGUGGUUUGCUGGUCAUCUUUGUUGUUCUUUGGCUGUGGAGGCGUCACCCCGAGUCUCUGCCUUCAUAUUCAUAUGGCACUCUCCCUGUGUGCAUUUCUGUCUCCAAAUUCCCCCUUUAUUAAGGACACCAGGCACAUUGGAUUAGGCCACCCUAGUCCAGUAUGACGCGAUCUUAAAUAAUGACACCUGCAACAGCCUAUUUCUAAAUAUGGUUACAUUCCGAGGUGAAAGGGGUAAGAACUUCAACUCGUGGAUUUUGGUGGAGACCACGAUUCAACCCAUAAAAUUCCUUCUUUUGAAGUUCUUCCCCUACUUCACUUAUAUUUUGUUCAUGGAACGUGUCACAUUCUAUGUGGCUGUGUUGCCUCUCCUUCUAAACUGCAAGAUCCUUGAAGUCUGGUUCAUCUUCAUAUAACCUGAAGCGCCAAGCACAGAGGAUGGAUAAAUGUUUGUCAGGGGCCUUACGUAUUUUUCGCUAUGGCUGUCAUCUCUGGUACGUAGGUUGGGCUAUACCUCCAAAUGGCAAGAGGCAGGAUUUUAUUAAAAUGGAGGCAAUACAGACUUUUUCUCUGUACCUGUCUGCAUGCAGUUACGUUUGUGUGCCCUUGUUGAAGGCAGGACAAAGUGAUUGGGUUUCAAAGUCAGGCAGACGACCCAGGCUAUGACAGUCCACGGCAUCAGCCAGGAAUAUGAGGAAGGGAAGAGAGAGAGACAGAGAGGCAGAGACAGAGAGAGAAGGAAACAAGUAUGCCUUUCAGAGGUCCUGCAGGGUAUGAAGGGAGGGAGUGAUCAUGAAAACAAAACCAAUUACCGGUAACCAGGAUACAUGGUAAAGGGGCAAAAUAUCUGUGCCAGCGUCUGUGCCAGCGUCUAUGCCAGCCCAAGGGUCUGGGCGACACAAGCACACGUGCCAGAAGCAAGAAGCGAAUUUGAUGAUGAGCCAGGCCAUUGCCUUUUUCCAGAAAGCUUGCAUCACUGUGAAGGAAGUCCAGCCGAUCUGGGCCCCUCAGCGGGAGGAGGGGAAGCAUGUGGCUGGAGCAGGGAAGGUGGCUCAUCUUGCCCCCGCCAGCCUCAGCAGCCGGUGCCUGGCUCACAGAGGGGUGGCCUUCAUUUGCUGUUCAUUCAAAGUACUGAACUAGACAACUAGAAAAGAAUUAAGUCAUGGUCCCUUCACUCGAGGCUUACAGAUUUACAGGGAAUAAAACACAGUCAAGAAAAAGUAAACAGCCAUCCAGUGGUUGCCUGCUAAGUACUAGGAAGUUCCAAAGUUAGUGGGAAAGGGGGCCUCUCUGGUGAGGGAGAGUCUAUCUCAAAGUGUGGUCCUUGGACGGUGGCAUCCGUGUCACCGGGAGCUUGUUAGAAAUGCAGCUUUUCAGGCUGCACUCCAGACUUCCUAAAUCAGGGUCUCUGGAGAUGGGACCAAGGAAUCUGCAUUUAACCAGUGAGGGGGGUGGAUUCUUAAGCUUAUUGAAGUUUAGGAGGCACUGCACUUAGGAGUACUGGGCACGAUGGGAAUCGAACCAGGAGGCAGGAAGGGAAAGGGGGAGAUGCAGAUAAAGAGUAAGUGAGUAGGAGAGUGAUGUAGGGGUCUGAUGGCGAACUUAAAACUUUCAAAGCCUUUGUUUAGGAACUCAGGAGUCUGCAGGAGUAGCGAACAGGGUGAGUAGGAGAGCAGCACGCAUCUCUGGAAUGCCAGAACUUGGCUUUAUCAUUUCGAUUAGCAUUUCCCAAAAACCUAUUCCUCAGAGAUGCUCCAUGAAGAAAGGAUUCCAAGAGCAGAUACAUUUGGGAAACAUUGGAUUCUGUUCAUGCCUCUUGGAGAUUUACAGUACACAUGAGCACAUUAAAGGCAUUAAAAUUCCUUAAAAAAAAAAAAAAAAGGGCUUCCCUGGUGGCGCUGUGGUUAAGAAUCCGCCUGCCAAUGCAGGGGACAUGGGUUCGAGCCCUGGUCCAGGAAGAUCCCACAUGCCGCAGAGCAACUAAGCCCAUGCGCCACAACUACUGAGCCUGUGCUCUAGAGCCCGCGAGCCACAGCUACUGAGCCCACGUGUCACAACUACUGAAGCCCGCACGCCUAGAGCCCGUGCUCUGCAACAAGAGAAGCCACCGCAGUGAGAAGUCCGCGCACCGCAACGAAGAGUAGCCCCCGCUCGCCGCAACUAGAGAAAGCCCAUGCGCAGUAACGAAGACCCAACGCAGCCAAAAAUAAAAUAAAAAAAAGAAAAAGAUAUGUUUAACCAGUUUUGAUCCUUUGCUCACUCAGCAUGUGGUCUGCAGACCAGAAACAUCAGCACCACCGGCAAGCUCGGUAGAAAAUGCAGAAUCUCAGGCUCCACUCCAGAAUCAGAAUCUUCAUUUCACAAGGUCCCAAGGUGACUGAUACACCGAUUAAAGUUUGAAAAGUGCUGGUUUAACCCGUGGAACCUCUUUUCAUGGAAUAAAGCACAGCUGUUCUGUGGAAUUCACUUUGGAAAUGCUGCUUUAGGCAACGAGAAGCCAAUGAUUUUGAGCAGGAAAGCACCAGGAUGAGAGCAGCCUUGUCCUACACAAAGCAUGCUCUCAGAACCCCCUGAAGGAGUCUUUCCCUGUCUCCUCUUCAUGUUCACUCCUGGCGAGAGCUUCCUGUCUUUCUCCUCCACUGCAGGAGAUCUCGUUUAGGAACAAAGCUCAACAGAGACUCUUCUGGGUAGAGCCACGGUGGCGACCUGUAAACCACUGAUCCGUGAGCUGCUUGGUCUCACGAAACUCAAACGCAUUUCACUGAGCUGCAAGCCCAGCCAUCCAAGCGUUCAAAGCAUCAUUGCAUCCCUGUCAUUUAAUGGUCUAUAUUUCUGUGCAGCUUUUAGGUAAGAUCUCCCACAGUAGCCUUGUUGUCAGACAUGGUUGUUUCAUUACACUUUUAUUUUUUAUUGUAUUUUUAAGUGUUUUUUAUUUUAUUUAGAUUUUUUUUCUUGAUGUGGACCAUUUUUUAAAGUCUUUAUUGAAUUUGUUACCAUAA
Messenger RNA from Orcinus orca (killer whale), 5574 nucleotides. It is a transcript of the gene TSNAX, whose product is annotated as translin associated factor X. The record is from RefSeq and is a predicted model, not a curated record. Lineage: Eukaryota; Metazoa; Chordata; Mammalia; Artiodactyla; Delphinidae. The coding region runs from base 147 to 932 and encodes 261 amino acids. Gene Ontology annotation, molecular function: RNA endonuclease activity; sequence-specific DNA binding; RNA binding. The transcript has 6 exons. Gene Ontology annotation, cellular component: cytoplasm; nucleus.